This is a messenger RNA of Mauremys mutica (yellowpond turtle), 978 nucleotides long. RefSeq names its product trypsin-like. Gene Ontology annotation, molecular function: serine-type endopeptidase activity. The record is from RefSeq and is a predicted model, not a curated record. The transcript has 6 exons. Bases 161 to 943 code for a protein of 260 amino acids. Gene Ontology annotation, biological process: proteolysis. Lineage: Eukaryota; Metazoa; Chordata; Testudines; Geoemydidae.
GCUCUGCUCUAGGAACUAUUCCGGGGCGGUUCUCCGGCCUGCGCAAUACAGGUCAGACUGGACGAUCACCGUGGGCCCUGCUGCCCUGGGAAUCUAGGAAUUCCGCAGCACACAGAGAACCAGCAGCCUUCUGCCCUGCCCAUCACCGCAACUGAGCGCCAUGAAGCUGCUGGGCCUCGUGCUGCUGUUGGUGACGGGGGCCACGGCGCAGGACAUCCCCCGGAUGCUGCGGGGUUUCCAGUGCGAGGAGCACUCCCAUCCGUGGAUCGCGGCGCUUUUUGAUGGGGUCCGUUUCCGGUGCACCGGCACCCUGAUUGACAGGCAGUGGGUGGUGACGGCUGCUCGGUGCAACACCGGCCGCACCCUGAGCGUCCGCCUCGGGGAGCACAACCUCUGGCAUCUGGACUGGUCAGAGCAGCUGACCGUAAGCUCCCGGGUCAUCCCGCACCCCUGGUACAACAGCAACACCAGCCAGAACAACAUCAUGCUGGUGAAACUCCUGGUGCCGGCCAUCCUGAACCGCAACGUCAACCUGCUCCCGCUGCCUAGGGACUGCCCCACGCCCGAUUCGACCUGUGUGCUUUCCGGGUGGGGCAGCAGCGCCUUCCAGAAAGCCCGCAAAUCUCCAGGCCACUCUCGCUGCGCCCGCCAGCUGCUGCACUCUGACGUCCUGCUCUGUGGGAAUAUCACGGUUCUGCCUGACGCCCAGUGCCAGGACACCCGCCCCAACCGCAUCACCCCCAACAUGAUCUGUGCCGGCGUGGUCCACGGGGGCACUGACUCCUGCCAGGGAGACCCCGGCUCGCCGCUCGUCUGCCAGAGGGAACUUCAGGGCAUCGCCUCCUGGGGCUUCGAAGGAUGCUCCCGGCCCAACCAGACGGGCGUGUUCGUUAAGGUGUGCAACUACUUGGCUUGGCUGCGGGACACCAUGAGGUCUGGCUGACCACGCCUGCCGGGGUGGGAGCACUGACAGGGAGA